Molecule: messenger RNA, 471 nt
Organism: Camelina sativa (false flax)
Lineage: Eukaryota; Viridiplantae; Streptophyta; Magnoliopsida; Brassicales; Brassicaceae
Source: RefSeq, a predicted model, not a curated record
AUGAGAAUCGAAGAUCCACUCCCAAUAGAUGACUCAAUGCCCGAAGAAAGACUGAUGCACAUCACCUUCUUGGAAGAAAUGAGCCACACGAUCGGACACACGAUAGCUUACUCGAUCCCCGAGUCUAUCAGGUCGAUCGAGUUGAUGGCAAUCGAGUCGGCUGAGUUACCAUGGUACUCAGAUUUCGUGAACUACAUGGUGUGCGGGGAAAUUCCUAAGGACUAUGACGCUCAUAGAAAGAAGAAGUUCUUCAGGGAUGUCAACAACUACUACUGGGAUGAACCUUAUCUUUACAAGAAAGGGGCGAAUGGCCUGUUCAGACGAUGUAUAGCAGAGGAGGAAGUCCGAGGAGUACUAGAGCAUUGUCAUAGGUCCGCCUAUCGAGGACAAUUUGCCACCUUCAAAACAGUCCAAAAGAUACUACAAGCUGGUCGUUGGUGGCCAACAAUGUUUAAGGACGCACAACUCUAA